Messenger RNA from Harmonia axyridis, 2488 nucleotides. RefSeq names its product endoplasmic reticulum chaperone BiP (gene Hsc70-3). Gene Ontology annotation, cellular component: cytoplasm; endoplasmic reticulum lumen; nucleus. Gene Ontology annotation, biological process: endoplasmic reticulum unfolded protein response; cellular response to unfolded protein; protein refolding. The record is from RefSeq and is a predicted model, not a curated record. The transcript has 5 exons. Gene Ontology annotation, molecular function: misfolded protein binding; ATP binding; ATP hydrolysis activity. The coding region runs from base 162 to 2138 and encodes 658 amino acids. NCBI's taxonomy places the organism in Eukaryota, Metazoa, Arthropoda, Insecta, Coleoptera, Coccinellidae.
UUUAUUAAUAAAUUUCGUAUGUCAAUCUGAAACUUCAUCAGUUGAAGGAAAGUAAAGCUAGAGUACAAACGAUAUCGAAAAAAAGAUAUACUUACUGCGGUCAUUUUUCAUAAGACAAAGUAUUAGUGCUAGUGUUUGCGUUUAUUAAAUCUCUGGAGGAGAUGAAGGUACACAUAUUGUUGGGCAUUACAUGCCUGUUGGCGUUGGCUUUAGCCAAAGAUGACAAGAAGGAAAAAGAGGAUGUUGGAACAGUUAUUGGAAUUGAUUUAGGAACCACCUAUUCUUGUGUUGGUGUAUAUAGAAAUGGUAGGGUAGAAAUUAUUGCUAAUGAUCAAGGUAACAGAAUCACCCCAUCUUAUGUGGCUUUCACUGCUGAUGGUGAACGUCUUAUUGGGGACGCAGCCAAGAACCAACUUACAACAAACCCUGAAAAUACAGUCUUUGAUGCCAAACGUCUCAUUGGAAGAGAUUGGUCAGAUUCUGCAGUGCAACAUGACAUCAAGUUCUUCCCAUUCAAGGUCAUUGAAAAGAACUCCAAACCUCAUAUCAAGGUUGACACCAACCAAGGAGAAAAAGUAUUUGCCCCUGAAGAAAUCUCAGCCAUGGUUCUCGGUAAAAUGAAGGAAACCGCAGAAGCUUAUCUUGGCAAGAAAGUAACCCACGCCGUUGUCACAGUACCAGCCUACUUCAACGAUGCCCAACGUCAAGCCACCAAAGAUGCUGGAAUCAUCGCAGGUCUCAAAGUGAUGAGGAUAUUGAACGAACCUACUGCUGCCGCUAUUGCAUACGGUCUCGACAAGAAAGACGGAGAGAAAAACAUCCUCGUCUUCGAUUUGGGCGGUGGUACCUUUGAUGUUUCUCUGCUCACCAUCGAUACUGGAGUAUUCGAGGUAGUCUCCACCAAUGGUGACACCCAUUUGGGAGGUGAAGAUUUCGAUCAGAGAGUAAUGGACCACUUCAUCAAACUCUACAAGAAGAAGAAGGGUAAGGACAUCAGAAAAGAUAACAGGGCCGUCCAGAAAUUGCGUCGUGAAGUUGAAAAGGCCAAAAGAGCUUUGUCUGCCAGCCACCAAGUGAGGAUCGAAAUCGAAUCAUUCUUCGAAGGCGAAGACUUCUCUGAAACUCUCACCAGGGCCAAAUUCGAGGAAUUGAACAUGGAUCUCUUCCGUGCCACCAUGAAACCAGUACAGAAAGUACUUGAAGAUGCUGAUAUGAAGAAAAAGGACAUUGAUGAAAUCGUUUUAGUUGGUGGUUCAACUCGUAUCCCCAAGGUACAACAGUUGGUCAAGGACUUCUUCGGAGGUAAAGAGCCCUCAAGGGGAAUCAAUCCUGAUGAAGCUGUUGCUUACGGAGCUGCCGUUCAAGCUGGAGUACUUUCUGGAGAUCAGGAUACUGAUGCUAUUGUUCUUUUGGACGUCAAUCCUCUUACCAUGGGUAUCGAAACCGUUGGAGGUGUGAUGACCAAGCUGAUUCCAAGAAAUACUGUAAUUCCCACCAAAAAAUCUCAGAUCUUCUCAACUGCUUCAGACAACCAGCACACUGUAACAAUCCAAGUAUAUGAAGGAGAACGUCCAAUGACGAAAGACAACCAUCUUUUGGGAAAAUUCGACUUGACUGGUAUCCCUCCAGCACCUCGUGGUGUACCACAAAUUGAAGUCACCUUUGAAAUUGAUGCCAACGGUAUCCUUCAGGUAUCAGCAGAAGACAAAGGCACAGGAAACAAAGAAAAGAUCGUUAUCACCAAUGACCAAAACAGACUGACUCCAGAAGACAUCGAUAGGAUGAUCAAAGAUGCUGAAAUAUUCGCACAAGACGACAAGAAAUUGAAGGAACGUGUUGAAGCCAGAAAUGAAUUGGAAAGUUACGCUUAUUCCCUCAAGAACCAACUCGCCGAUAAAGAAAAAUUGGGAUCAAAGAUCUCAGGUGAUGAGAAAACUAAGAUGGAAGAAGCCAUCGAUGAAAAAAUUAAAUGGUUAGAAGAAAACCAAGACUCAGAAGCAGAAGAAUACAAAAAGCAAAAGAAAGAAUUAGAAGAUGUAGUACAACCAAUCAUAGCUAAAUUGUACCAAGGUGCUGGAGGUGCUCCACCACCAGCAGGUGGCAGCGACGACGAUGAAGACCUCAAAGACGAGUUGUAGAGAAAAUAAAAUGAAGACUGAAUUAUUUUCCAUGUUUUUGAAAAUGUGAUGUGCGUGUGCAAGAACGAAUGUAUAGACUUGUUUUAAUUUUGAAAGUUGGGUGUUUGGUCACCACAAACUGAAAUUCUUUUGUAAUUCUGAUAAAAAUAGGUCCAUAUUUUAUAUUCAGCUACCUGUUAAUUGGUAAUGCCCCCUCUAAUUUAUUUUUUCAUCAAAUAUGAGUGUAUGAUGAAAGUUCAUUUUUUGAAGGUUCUCAUUAUUGUUUAUAGUUUCAUUAAUUUACAUUGCUCGGAUUGUACACUUGUAUUUGAUAAUGUUAUAAAUUUUCAAUAAAAUUUAUUGAAAAAUGA